GAAAGGAGAGCGAGAGCUGCCUCAAAUGCUUGAAAUAAUUCCGCUUCCGUUUGGAAAGGGGCAGCUUCAGUCUCCGCCGCCGCCGCCUGCCCGGCCGCCUUCUCCUUCUGUGCGCCCCAGUCCGACCCGGCCAGACCCUCCCGGAGCUCCGCUCUGCGCUCCCCGCCAUGGCAACCUCCCCGCAGAAGUCGCCCUCGGCCCCCAAAUCUCCCACCCCCAAAUCUCCCCCGUCCCGAAAAAAAGAUGACUCCUUCUUGGGGAAACUUGGAGGAACUCUGGCCCGGAGGAAGAAAGCCAAGGAGGUGUCUGACCUUCAAGAAGAAGGGAUGAAUGCUAUCAAUUUACCUCUCAGCCCAAUCCCCUUCGAGCUGGAUCCUGAGGACACCAUGCUAGAGGAGAAUGAAGUCCGGACGAUGGUGGAUCCAAAUUCACGGAAUGACCCCAAACUUCAGGAGCUGAUGAAGGUAUUAAUUGAUUGGAUUAAUGAUGUUCUGGUCGGAGAAAGGAUAAUUGUGAAAGACUUGGCUGAAGAUAUGUAUGAUGGACAAGUUCUGCAGAAGCUUUUUGAGAAACUCGAGAGUGAAAAGUUGAAUGUUGCCGAGGUCACCCAGUCUGAGAUUGCCCAGAAGCAAAAGCUACAGACUGUCCUGGAAAAGAUCAAUGAAACACUUAAAUUGCCCCCAAGGAGCAUCAAGUGGAAUGUUGACUCCGUCCAUGCCAAGAGCCUUGUGGCCAUCCUGCAUCUUUUGGUGGCUUUGUCCCAGUAUUUCCGAGCCCCAAUCCGACUCCCAGACCAUGUUUCCAUCCAAGUUGUGGUGGUUCAGAAACGGGAAGGAAUCCUCCAGUCUCGGCAAAUCCAAGAGGAAAUAACUGGUAACACCGAGGCUCUAUCGGGAAGGCAUGAGCGUGAUGCCUUUGAUACCUUGUUUGACCAUGCCCCGGACAAGCUCAAUGUGGUGAAAAAGACACUCAUCACCUUUGUGAACAAGCACCUGAAUAAGCUGAACCUAGAAGUCACAGAACUGGAAACCCAGUUUGCGGAUGGCGUAUACUUGGUGCUGCUCAUGGGCCUUUUGGAGGGCUACUUUGUGCCUCUGCAUAGCUUCUUCCUGACCCCAGAGAGCUUUGAACAAAAGGUUCUUAAUGUGUCGUUUUCCUUUGAACUGAUGCAAGAUGGAGGGCUGGAAAAACCAAAGCCAAGGCCAGAAGAUAUUGUCAACUGUGACUUGAAGUCUACCCUUCGAGUGCUUUACAAUUUGUUUACCAAAUACAGGAAUGUGGAAUGAAGAAAGAAGGGACCUGAAGGAUCCCAGAAGGGAUGUGCUUCCCACCUCUCCUCACAGUUCACCCAUACCUGCCUCCCUGAGCUGAGGCAGCUGGAUGGGGCAGCGGGAUCUCUAAUUGCAAUGAACUCUUUGUUCUCAUUAUGCUGAAUGCUAGCUGGGAUUACUUACUGUAACUCAGAGAAACUGUGUAAUUAAAAUUUUGGAAGGAAAUGAUUAGGUACUUACUGAAGAUUCCAGAAGGCUAUCUAGCUUUUAAAGUGAGCCCCAGCCUUUACAAUGUUAUAGGACUUAACUGUGACUUUCAUUCCCCUCUUUCUUCCCCCUGCCACCCACCCAAAAACUUAGCCACUGGGACCCUUUAAAGAAGAAAGGUCUUUAAAGACUAAAACAAAAUCUGGGUUGUGAUGGGUAGGGGGCACCUCCCUGUAGGCAACAUUUAUUUGACAUUGUUUUUCUUCUUCUUCUUUUUUUUAAGUGAGGCAAUUGGGGUUAAGUGACUUGCCCAGGGUCACACAGCUAGUAAGUGUUAAGUGUCUGAGGUCGGAUUUGAACUCAGGUACUCCUGACUCCAGGGCCGGUGCUCUAUCCACUGCGCCACCUAGCUGCCCCUACUUGACAUUGUUUUUAACCAAAAUAAGAGGCAGUGUGCUAUACUGUAUAAAGGGCUAGCCUUGGAGUCAGAGUGAACUGAGUUCAAGUCCAGCCUUAUCACACACUAGCUAAGUGACCGGGGACCUAAGGGGUCAUUUUAAUCCCUGAGUGCCCCCAGAUGAGUCUCAAAGUCUCUGAGUUAAUUAUGAGCUGUCAAAUUGCAUGAGUGGAAGGAAUUUCUAUGCUAAGAAUCCCUUACAUUGAAGAAAUCAGAUCCGGGCCAA
Dromiciops gliroides (monito del monte) is the source of this 2161-nucleotide messenger RNA. It is a transcript of the gene PARVA, whose product is annotated as parvin alpha. The record is from RefSeq and is a predicted model, not a curated record. Gene Ontology annotation, cellular component: cytoplasm; focal adhesion; actin cytoskeleton. Gene Ontology annotation, molecular function: actin binding. Bases 168 to 1286 code for a protein of 372 amino acids. The transcript has 13 exons. Gene Ontology annotation, biological process: establishment or maintenance of cell polarity; substrate adhesion-dependent cell spreading; actin cytoskeleton organization. Lineage: Eukaryota; Metazoa; Chordata; Mammalia; Microbiotheria; Microbiotheriidae.